Geodia barretti is the source of this 2174-nucleotide messenger RNA. NCBI's taxonomy places the organism in Eukaryota, Metazoa, Porifera, Demospongiae, Tetractinellida, Geodiidae. The record is from the annotation of a GenBank genome assembly.
AAUGCAGAUAUGAGAGAAGCAGAAGCGGAAGCAGAGGAGGAUGAAGUCUAUAGGAACUGUCAGCCCCCAGUGGCUGACUUGAGCCACCGACCCAGAGAUCCUAGAACCAAGGCUGGCUGGAACAUUCUCUCUCACCUAUUCUUCACGUGAGCUGUUGGUACUACUCAUCCCUGCUGAGCCUUGAGACAGGAAGGGGAUGUAGUAGGUUCAACUUGCCAAGAAUGCUAGAUAUGCUAAAGCUCAAAGUCAGUAUCCUUUUCUUCCGACAUCACAUCAGCUGGCAGCAUGUUGUGCUGUAGGGUGGGUUUUGGCUUGUAGUCUUCCUGACCAGUUAGAGUGGCGAGGGGCAUACACAUAUUCCUGGGAUGAUUGGUUCAUAUGCCUAGUGUUAAAGCAGUGUUGAGUUCGAGAAGUUGCCAUUAGAGUAGCUAUAUCUUCUGCUGCAUUCAAGAGUUCUGUAUCAUUUUUCUCAUGGCAUCACGGGGGCUUGGACUAGACUCAGUGGUUGAUCUACUUGCUGUGUAAAAACAUUUUCUUAGCAGUCAUGUAUUAAUAUACUUCUUUGUAUAAUAACUGGUUGGACCCACUGCUCUGGCAGGGCUGGAGGAAGAGUCUGAGGCAAGAGGAUCUCUAUGUUCAUCCUCAGGAAACUGAUUCUGAGGCACUGCUCAGAAAAUUCAACAAGAACUGGUUGGCUGCACAAGGCAAGAGAGAAGAAGGUGGGAGAAUCUGGCUGUGGAUGGUGAUCUUCAAGACUAUCUGGUUUUGGUUUCUCGUACAUGGCUUCCUCUUACUAUCAGAGGUCACUCUCCUCAUUGGCCAGGCUGUAACACUUGGGUAUCUUGCCAACUACUUUACUCUUGCAUGAACCUUCACCUCACGACACCUUUAGUGCCUACCUUUUGGCUACAGGACUUGUGCUGAUGGGGUUUGUUAUAUCAUCGAUCCAUGCCCAUGCGUUCCUACUUGGGAUGAAGCUGGGCAUGAUAUGUCGCGUGACCUGCACUUCUGCCAUCUACCAGAAGGUGUUAAGGUUGAGUCAAGUGACUCUUGGACGAAUCUCCACCGGUCAUGUGGUAAACCUCGCCUCAAACGACGUUCAGCGGUUCGAGCUAGCAUUCACGUUCCUCCAUUUCCUGUGGAUCAGUGCCCUGCAUCUGGUCGUCUUUGCUUACUUGGUGUACCGGGAGGUGGGCUGGCCAGCUUUCCCUGCCACUGGCUUAGUAGUCCUUCAAGUUCCACUCCAGAUUCUCCUGGCUCACUGGUUUGGUAGGAUGCGGGUUAAAUCAGCACAGCUAACAGACAAGAGGGUCCGUGUAAUGAAUGAAGUAAUCACUGGUAUCAGAGCGAUAAAGAUGUAUGCAUGGGAGUAUGCAUUCAGAGAUGUUGUCACUCGACUUCGAAAACAAGGAGUCACUCAGAUACUGAAGUAUAUGGUCCUGCGAGCAACCGGACUGGCCUUCACUGAUGUUGCGGCAACUCCGCUGGUGGUGUUUGUGAUUGUUGCUCUCACAGUGUUGACUGGAGGGCAGCUCUCCCUCUAUCUGGCCGUCUUCAUCAUCUCCAUGUCAAGACUGGUGGCAGACAACACCUGCUACUACGCCAUUCGAGCCCUCACUUUCCUCUUUGAUGCCAAUACUUCCGUGAAGAGAAUUCAGAGGUUUCUUGAGUUGGAGGAGCUGGAUUCAUGCUCAACUGCUAGCCACACAUCUGAGUCUCUGGCUUCAUCUCCCUCCCAAACCCUCUCCUCUAUCAUGUCUGCCACCUCCUCUCCUGCUCCCUCUCAUCCUCUGGUGAGACUGGACGGUGUGACAUUCUCCUGGAGCGGAGAAAGAGGCCAGAAUACUGUCAGUGGAGUCUCUUCUCUCUCACUCAUGAGAAGCCUCUACUGGCAAUAGUAGGCCCUGUGGGAGCUGGAAAGUCAACUCUGCUGCAAGGUCUGCUUGGAGAGCUCUCCCCAGUAGAGGGGUCGGUUGAGGUGAGAGGCAAGGUGUCCUACUGCUCCCAGGAACCAUGGGUCUUCUCUGGAUCUCUGAGAGACAACAUUCUCUUUGGAAAGACAUUUGAACCGCACUACUACAAGUCCGUAUUGGAGUCUUGUGCCUUAGACAAGGUUUGAAUGAGGCCACUAAUUAACCCUCGGCACGCAUGCGCAGCGAGGGUUACGGUACUUG